Molecule: messenger RNA, 879 nt
Organism: Acomys russatus (golden spiny mouse)
Lineage: Eukaryota; Metazoa; Chordata; Mammalia; Rodentia; Muridae
Gene: Frat2
Product: FRAT regulator of WNT signaling pathway 2
Exons: 1
Coding region: 191-877 (228 amino acids)
Cellular component (GO): cytoplasm
Source: RefSeq, a predicted model, not a curated record
CGGCUGCGUUCCGGCUCCCGCGGCUCGGAGACGCGCGGUGCGACUGCCCGGUGGUCCCGGCUUCCGCGUCCCAGGCCCGACCCGGCCCGGGCCUCCGCCCCGCUUCCGCCCCAGCCACGGCCCGCCGAACCCGCGGGCACCCGAGCCGCCAGCGACGCCCGCACAGCCGCGGGGGCCCGGGCGGGGGGCCAUGCCGUGCGGGCGGGAGGAGGAGGAAGCCGGCGACGAGGCGGAGGGGGAGGAGGACGACGACAGCUUCCUCCUGCUGCAGCAGUCGGUGACUCUGGGCGGCUCGGCGGACGUGGACCAGCUCAUCGCCCAGAUCGGCGAGACGCUGCAGCUGGACGCGGCGCACGAGGGUCCGGCCUCGCCGUGUGCUGCCCCGGACCCCCCGCCCCCACGGGUGUUGGCGACGUUGCCGGCGGACACGGCCCGGGUCCCAGCGAGGCGGCUGCUACGGCCGGCAGCGUUUGCGGAGGCCCGGGACCCGGCGCCCCCGGGAGCCGUGCGCUGCGUGUUGGGAGAGCGCGGGCGCGUGCGGGGCCGGGCGGCGCCCUACUGCGUGGCGGAGCUCGCCGCCGGCGCCAGCACGCUUUCUCGACCCGGGAGGCGGGGGUGGCUCCCGGGUGCCGUGGCAUCCCGGCGAAUCCAGCAGCGGCGAUGGGCCCCAAACGGAUCGCGCGCGGGCGAGGACGACCCACACCGACUCCUGCAGCAGCUCGUGCUUUCGGGAAACCUCAUUAAGGAGGCGGUGCGCAGGCUCCAGCGAGCGGUCGCCGCGGUCGCAGCCACGAGCCCAGCGAGCGCCCCGGGGUCCGGAAGUGGCCGAAGCGGACCAGAUCCAGUUACCAUGCAACCCUCGGGCGCCUGGCUCUGACC